GCCUGAGCGCUGCAGGAACACAGACCCCCGUCUUACAAGGUCCCAUGUCUCAACCCCAGAAAUGGAGAAAGUUUGCCCCACCAAGUGCCAGGGUUAGAAGAAACUGCAGCUGAUUUGUUAGAGGUGGGGGCUUCUGAGUGCGGGUAGGGGCCCAGCUGAGGCCAGAGCUGGAGGGACAACGCUGCAGAGUUUGGCUCAUCCCCAGGUCUGCAGGCCAGAGGGGCAGCUUUCCAGGAGCUCAGGCCAGAGGCAGGCCCCAAGCUGGGCACUGUUCCCAAAACCCCAUCCCAGAGGCCCCCGGAUCAUGGGCUGCUGCCCACAGCCUGGCCCCUUCCCCAUCACCACUCUCCCCUCCCUCUAGGACUCUGAGUGGCUACAUUGCUGGCAGCAGAAGCUGGAGAGCUGGGGAGAAGAGGGGACGGCUUUGGCUUGUUCUCCCUCACUUGGGAAGGGGGCUCAGGCAGGGCAGGAUGUGGUGGGGCUGUGGGCUGCAGAGGAGGCAAGGCUGGAGGGGGGAGCAGGAGCAAAGUAGAGAGGACUGAGUGGUGGGGAGCACACUUCCUAGAGGCUGGGAGCACCGCCCUCCAGGAAGCCCAGGCCCCCUCAUGUCCACAGACCUUGGACUAAGGCCUGGGCCUCACCAUGGGUGCACUGAGGGCAGCCAGCUUUUUCAAGGGCUCCCAGGCUGCAGCCAGGCCCGGAUGAGGACAGAGGGGCUGCCACUGACUUUUCUUCUCAGACUAGCAAUGCCCAGAGAAAAGGCUCCUGGACUUCAUUUUGUCCUCACCCUGUCCCCAGGCAGGGCAAUGAUGAAUCCAGAACUUAGAAGUGAGAAAGACUGAGACAAGAUGUGAGGAGUCCCUCUAGCCCUAAUUUAUGGAAACCCAUUAUCUUCGAGCUGCUAAGAGUCCAGUUCCUGGAGGAAGGCCCAUGAGCGUCAGAGGCGGGCUGCCAGCCCAGCUACCUGCCCGGCAGGAGCCCACGCAAGGCUGUGCCCCCUCCUUCAUUGAUAAAAUCACAGCAAGCUGCUGAACCUUCACCCGGCCCUGCAAACAGGCUAAAAAAAGCCCCGGCAGCUGAGCCCUGCUGAUUGGGAUCUGCCGGAAGAGGCUGCGGGGAAGAGAGAGGCAGUGACGUGGGGGAGCGGAGGGGGAGCGUGGAAGACAGAGCCGCCUUUCUUCCAGGGACACAGCUGCUGAGGGGCCGCUCGAGCACUUGGGCUCGGUUGCCCGAGCUCCUGCCGGGGGCCAGGAGAGCACCAGGGACCUGUAAUGUCUCCAGGUGUGCCUGUGCCAAGAUGAGGUCACGGAUGAUUACAUCGGAGAUAACACCACAGUGGACUACACCUUGUACGAGUCUUUGUGCUUCAAGAAGGAUGUGCGGAACUUUAAGGCCUGGUUCCUCCCAGUCAUGUAUUCAGUCAUUUGCUUCGUGGGCUUGCUGGGCAAUGGGCUGGUCGUGUUGACCUACAUCUAUUUCAAGAGGCUAAAGACCAUGACUGACACCUACCUGCUCAACCUGGCCGUGGCAGACAUCCUCUUCCUCUUGACCCUUCCCUUCUGGGCCUACAGUGCGGCCAAGUCCUGGGUCUUUGGUGUCUACUUUUGCAAACUCAUCUUUGGCAUCUACAAGAUGAGCUUCUUCAGCGGCAUGCUGCUGCUCCUGUGCAUCAGCAUCGACCGCUACGUGGCCAUCGUCCAGGCGGUCUCGGCUCACCGCCACCGCGCCCGCGUCCUCCUCAUCAGCAAGCUGUCCUGCGUGGGCAUCUGGAUGCUGGCCAUGCUGCUGUCCACCCCUGAGCUGCUGUACAGCGGCAUCCAGAGGAGCAACAGCGAGCAGACGUUGCGAUGCUCUCUCAUCAGCGAGCACGUGGAGGCCUUUAUCACCAUCCAGGUGGCCCAGAUGGUCAUAGGCUUUCUGGUCCCCCUGCUGGCCAUGAGCUUCUGCUACCUUGUCAUCAUCCUCACCCUGCUCCAGGCGCGCAACUUUGAGCGCAACAAGGCCAUCAAGGUGAUCAUCGCCGUGGUCGUGGUCUUCAUAGUCUUCCAGCUGCCCUACAAUGGCGUGGUCCUGGCCCAGACGGUGGCCAGCUUCAACAUCACCAGCAGCAACUGUGAGGUCAGCAAGCAGCUGGACAUCGCCUACGACGUCACCUACAGCUUGGCCUGUGUCCGCUGCUGCGUCAACCCUUUCCUCUACGCCUUCAUCGGCGUCAAGUUCCGCAACGACCUCUUCAAGCUGUUCAAGGACUUGGGCUGCCUCAGCCAGGAGCGGCUCCGGCAGUGGUCUUCCUGCCGGCACAGCCGGCGUUCCUCCAUGAGUGGGGAGGCCGAGACCACCACCACCUUCUCCCCAUAGGCAGCGCUCCUGUCUGGACUAGAGGGACCUCUCCCAGAGCCCCUGGGGUGGGAACAGAGAGCAGAUGCAAUGACUCAGGACCCCCUCCAAGAAAAAGCUACUGGGGGAAAAGCAGCUCUGACCUCAGAGUGGAAACCUGUGCCCCAGAAGACAGCUGAACCCCAACCCUAGCUACCUCAACUAAGGGCGAAAAGAAACAUGGCUGAUAAGCUAACACCAGAACCUGCAACACCCCAAAACCGAGGCUGUGGUCCCCGAAACCAAAAACCAAAAGUGAAAGUCAAGAAACCAUUCACACCUGCUGGAGUGAAGGGGACGAGACGGGUGAGUGCUCGGUUAGGAAGAGGCCUGGCGAGUCCUCCGAAUGGAGUUUCUUCCAACCUAGAAAGAAGUGACCCCAGAGACUCACGAGCUCAGGCCGGGUCUUCAGAAAACCAGGCUUGGUCUCCCAGACCAGAGAUGGUGGGGAGACGUCUUGGCUUGGUGAGGAAAGGGGGACAUCUGCCCGUCAGACUGACUCUAUCUGACCCCCUCCCUCUGUCUCUGUCCGCUGUCCCACCUCAGGCCUCCCUGGGAGCACACUGGGCCCUCGCAGGCCGGUCGCCCUCCCAGGCUCUUGACAGGGCAGGGUGUGGUGUUUCCUGCGGGCCGGGCGGCUGCCUCAGCCUGACCAAAGCCACGUUCCCAGCCAGGCCUCUGGAGUGGAGAUGACAUGCAGUCGGCUCUCAGCUCCGCUAGGAUGGGAGGAGGGGAGAGGGAGAAAGGUUGGGGACAGGGAGGGUGAAAAUGCUGGCUGCCCACGGCCAACGAGCUUCUUCUUCCUUCUUUGUCACAGGGACAGAAAAAUUCUCCUUGUGUUAUGCUUUCAACUCAUUAAGAGACCAACAUUUUACUCACACACAAAUAAAAAUUUUCCCUUGAGGAAAAAACAGCUUUGAAAGAAAGGGAAAAAAAAUCUUUGGUAAAUGGCCA
Molecule: messenger RNA, 3330 nt
Organism: Microcebus murinus (gray mouse lemur)
Lineage: Eukaryota; Metazoa; Chordata; Mammalia; Primates; Cheirogaleidae
Source: RefSeq, a predicted model, not a curated record